Brettanomyces bruxellensis is the source of this 1374-nucleotide messenger RNA. RefSeq lists its product as uncharacterized. Lineage: Eukaryota; Fungi; Ascomycota; Pichiomycetes; Pichiales; Pichiaceae. Gene Ontology annotation, molecular function: ATP binding; phosphomevalonate kinase activity. Gene Ontology annotation, biological process: isopentenyl diphosphate biosynthetic process, mevalonate pathway; ergosterol biosynthetic process. The record is from RefSeq and is a predicted model, not a curated record. Gene Ontology annotation, cellular component: peroxisome. The transcript has a single exon. The coding region runs from base 1 to 1374 and encodes 457 amino acids.
AUGCAGCCAAAGAUUUUUAGCUCCCCUGGUAAAGCCCUUCUUGCCGGCGGUUACCUAGUUCUAGAUCCCACAUAUGAGGCGUUUGUUGUGGCUCUUUCCUCCAGAAUGCAUGCUGCGGUUACAACAUUGAAAAAAUUGACUUCUGGAGGACAAACCAGGAUCACGGUCAAGUCUCCACAGUUCAAACUGGGAGAGUGGACGUACGUUAUAGAUACGAAUCGUUUGCCCGAUAUGGAUCUUUCGGAGGUAUCCGGACGCAAGAAUCCAUUUGUGAAAUCGACGAUUGUCACGAUUCUUUCCUACUUGAGGCCAAGCACCAGCUACGAGAUCGUGAUCACCAUUUUUUCCGACUCCGAGUACCACAGCCAGAUAGGUUCGACACCCCGAAGCUCAAGGAACGGCAAAAGAACAUUCUACUAUCACAACAAGCCAAUUAAUGACGUGCCAAAGACAGGUUUGGGCUCCAGUGCGGGCUUGGUUACUUCUUUAACUGCCGCUCUUCUCUACUGCUACACAGGAGAUGGAUUUCUGACCAACCAGCGCCAACUCGACACCUUGCACAACCUUGCACAGGUUGCACACUGCUUGGCACAGGGAAAAGUCGGCUCAGGUUUCGAUGUUGCAUCUGCUGUGUAUGGAUCAAUCGUUUAUCGGCGUUUCAAGCCGGCCUUGAUCAACAAUUUGGUUGCAUUAGAGCCAGCGCGUUUUUCUGCCGGUCUUGGGGAGCUCAUCGAUAAAACCAACUGGAACAUCGAGCAUCAGCGUUGCUGUUUAGUGCCUGGCAUCCAUAUCUUGAUGGGAGACGUGGCAGGCGGCUCAGAAACACCAAAGCUUGUCACAAAGGUCCAAAAAUGGAGGUUGGAGAACCCCGACAGAGCACUUUCCAUGUGGACUGCUCUCAAUGAGUCCAAUAUGGGGCUAGUGGCGUCUCUAACGUGUCUUGAGCAGUUUGCAUCGAGCAAUAAGCAGGAGUAUGCCAAGUUGCUUGAAUAUCUAGACGCACAUUCUGCCAGGGACAUUUCGGCAUCGGAAAAGCCAGCCAUCCAGCUCUUGAAAGACGUUGUCAGCAGUAUUAGGAGCAUCAGAAAGCUUCUGAAGAUCAUGACUGUAGAAAGUGGUGCAGAGAUCGAGCCAGAUGAACAAACAACUCUUUUGGACAACUGCGAGGCUCUGGAUGGAUGUCUCGGAGGAGUUGUUCCGGGUGCGGGUGGCUACGAUGCGAUUUGUCUCUUGGUGAGUGAAAAUUCCAUCAAGAAGAUUAUCAAGUCUUCCGCUACGCUUGCAGAAUUCCAGCAUGUUCAUUGGCUCCGUCUUUUGGAGCAAAGGCACGGGUUGAUUGAGGAGCAAGCAUCGGAUUUUGAUGGUCUCUUCUAG